This is a messenger RNA of Oryza brachyantha (malo sina), 2108 nucleotides long. RefSeq lists its product as uncharacterized. The record is from RefSeq and is a predicted model, not a curated record. The transcript has 6 exons. NCBI's taxonomy places the organism in Eukaryota, Viridiplantae, Streptophyta, Magnoliopsida, Poales, Poaceae. Bases 171 to 1784 code for a protein of 537 amino acids.
ACCCUUCCUCUUCCACUUCUCUUCCCCGUCUCGCCACGACGCCACUUCUUCGCCCUCGCCCCCAGGGCAACUUCUCUCUGACGCCCACCAAACGCGAGCACAGCCACACAGCAGUGGGGGACACUUACUCGGGGGAGGGGGGCCGGAGCGAUCGGCGCCGUGGCGGCGAGAUGGCGGCGGCGGCGACGAUGACGUGGCACGAGGAGCUGGCCACGCUCGUGGGGGACAACGGCGUGCGGUUCCCCGGGGCGGGCGGGGAGUCGGCGGCGAAUGUGGCGGCGGUAGGGGGCGGGUGGUACAGAGGGGGGGAGGAGGAGGAGGGGGAGGGUGAGGGGAGGGAGGUGGAGGAAGGGUGGGCGCAGCAGGCCAGGGGGUUCGUGGAGUCGACGGCGGAGAUGCUACGGUUGCUGGGGCGCGGGCUGUGGGACAUCGCGGCGCAGAGCCUCGCCGGCGCGGAGGACAGUGAGCUCGCGCGUCGGCUCAGGGGCCCGGCCGCAGCCGCGGGGAAGCGCCUCAGCUUCAUGAACGAGUACCUCCCUGAGGACCGCGACCCCGUCAGGUGCUGGGUCGUCGUUGCCGCCGUCGCGUUCGUCACGCUCAUCGUAUUAGGUGUAGGGAGUGUUGAUGAUACCCCAGUAGAGCUGCCAAAGAAACUCUACAUAGGUCCUCCAAGUGCCAAAACAAUUCAACUUCCUGAUGGAAGGCAUAUAGCUUAUAAAGAACAAGGAGUCACAGCUGACAGGGCAAGAUUUUCACUGAUCGCUCCUCAUUCUUUUCUUUCAUCGAGAUUAGCAGGAAUCCCAGGAAUCAACCCAUCCCUCCUAGAGGAAUUUGGGGCACGACUUGUGACCUAUGAUCUUCCUGGUUUUGGUGAAAGUGAUCCUCACCCAGGCCGGAAUCUGAAUUCCUCUGCACAUGACAUGCUUCACUUGGCUGGUGCCCUUGGAAUUGUGGACAAGUUCUGGGUUGUGGGAUAUUCUGCAGGUAGCAUUCAUGCUUGGAGUGCUCUUCGCCAUAUUCCUGACCGAGUGGCAGGUGCAGCAAUGUUCGCGCCUAUGGCAAAUCCAUACGACUCUAAGAUGACCAAGGAAGAAAGGCGCAAAACAUGGGAGAGGUGGUCCACCAAACGGAAACUGAUGCACAUUUUAGCUCGGAGGUUUCCGGCCCUGUUGCCUCUCUUUUAUCACCAAAGCUUCCUUUCUGGAAAGCAAGGGCAGCCUGAGAGUUGGCUGUCACUGUCACUGGGGAAGAAGGACAAAACUUUACUGGAAGGUCCUAUGUUCAAUGCAUUUUGGGAAAAGGAUGUUGCAGAGUCUGUGCGCCAAGGAGAUGCACGGCCAUUUGUAGAGGAAGCUGUACUGCAAGUAUCAGACUGGGGCUUCAGCUUAUCAGACAUUCAAAUGCAGAAGAGAGAGGAUCUGAGCUUUUUUGAAUUGAUCAAAUCUCUAUUCAGUCAGGCUGAACGGGAGUGGGUGGGAUUUCUGGGCCCAAUACACAUAUGGCAGGGGAUGGAUGAUCGGGUGGUGCCACCAUCAGUCACUGAAUACGUCAGGAGGGUGGUUCCAGGAGCCACAGUGCACAAACUUCUUGACGAAGGCCACUUCUCAUACUUCUGUUUCUGCGACGAGUGCCACAGGCAGAUAUUCUCCACUCUGUUCGGCAUUCCUCAGGGCCCUAUCAACCCUGUACCAGAACCCAGUGAAGUUGCCUCACAACUCACCGAAGAAACAACAGUACCCGACAAAGUUAAAGAAGAGGAGCAAGAGAUAUCGGGCUUGGCCUGAUCAGCUUCAGGACCAGCAGUAUAGACACGAGACCAUACUACUUAACACAGACAACACAGAAAGAUAGCUUUCGUCGGCUCUCACCGGCGGACAUUAUUGACAGCAGGUGGACCGAGCUGGCUUCUUUUUGCGCUAGUAUUUGUAUAGGCAAAUUCAUGAAGGAUAUAUGCUCCAGUCUGGUGGAUGUGCUGGCUCAUUUCCAUGUACAAAAGGGCUAUUUUCCAAAUUCGGCACGCCGCCUGCUGGGUGCGCUACUGAUAGGAGCUCAGAGAUAGCUAAACACGUGUGAUUGAACUUUCCCCUUACGUUGCAUGUUGUUAGAUA